Messenger RNA from Rhizoctonia solani, 1134 nucleotides. RefSeq names its product cytochrome P450 family protein. Bases 1 to 1134 code for a protein of 377 amino acids. Gene Ontology annotation, molecular function: heme binding; monooxygenase activity; oxidoreductase activity, acting on paired donors, with incorporation or reduction of molecular oxygen. Lineage: Eukaryota; Fungi; Basidiomycota; Agaricomycetes; Cantharellales; Ceratobasidiaceae. The transcript is spliced from 10 exons. The record is from RefSeq and is a predicted model, not a curated record.
AUGAUCUCCGAGCCGUCGUUAUUCUACUGGCCCGAAUUUAUUGGAGCCUUGGGAUACAAUGAGCGCUGGCAGAAGAAUCGUCGGCUUAUACAUCCUUGGCUGCACAAAAAAGCGGCCGAGACAUUUCACGAUUCACAGCAAGAACAAGCUAGACUGCUACUCCAGCGGUUAUUAGUGCACAAUGGCAACGUUGACUCGGAAUGGCUAUACGGAGAAUUUUUCUUGACUCUUGCCGGCACUUUGAUGCGUUCUAUUUACGGAUACAAGCUCGAGAACAUGCAAGAUCCAUUCGUUAUCGAAGCCCAGAAGGCUGUUGACCGCAUCUCCCAAGCGGCUAUGCCCACAAACUUUCUCGUCAAUCUCUUUCCGAGCCUCGUAUACGUCCCAGAAUGGUUCCCCGGGGCGGGCUGGAAACGUACCGCGCGCGAAUGGAGAGAACAGCAUCGAAAGGUCGUGCGGGAAGCAUUCGAGUGGACGAAAAAACGAAUUGCUGCAGGAAACCAUGAUCCUUGUCUUAUCGCGUCUCUUCUACCGCACGCCGAGCAGCUCGGGCUUAAACCUGAAGAAGCUGAUGACUAUGUCAGUCAUAUUGCUAUGACACUGUUUGGAGGUGGUACUGAAACGACUGCAAACGUCUUCAUUGUCUUUGUGCUCGCCAUGAUCUUUCAUCCAGAGGCGCAGGAGCGAGCUCAAAAGGAGAUAGAUAAUUUGACUUCAGGAGAUCGACUUCCAACCAUGGAGGACAGAGAUCAAUUACCCUAUACUAACCGUCUUAUUAGGGAAGUACUAAGGUGGCGCCCGGUCGUACCAACCGGUAUACCUCAUGCUUGCUUUCAGGACGAUGUUUAUCAAGGGUAUACUAUUCCCAAGGGCACGAUGGUUAUUGGGAACAUAUGGGCCAUCAGCCGAGAAGAAAAAAUAUAUCCGGAUCCGGAGAGCUUUAGCCCAGACAGAUUCCUGGAUACCUCGGUUCCUGAUUGCCCAGUUUUCGGUUUUGGACGUCGGCAAGUUUUCCACUAUAUCGUUCGAUCGUUUUUACUCUUCGCAUUUCAGGCAUGCCCAGGAAUCCACUUCGCCGAAGCCUCCGUGUUUAUCAUCAUCGCUUCUCUUUUGGCCACUUUUGAAUUUAGCUAG